UUUGUUCGUCCCUGGACUUAUUCUUAGGCCAAGCCCCCGCCGAAUUGGACGGCCCUGUGGAAAGAGGCGCGUCGCUUGAUGACGAUAGUCGAAUGCCGGCUGGUGUUUGUCAGCGUCCUAUACCAAAGUCAUAGUUCACUUGGUGCUUCUCGACGAGCGCCAAACUUCACAAUAUGGAGCGUGUUUGAAGCAUUUUUGCACAGGUAUUCGCACGAAACAAUAACGGUACCCGGGUCCCGAUGAGAAGCACGCAAUUAUCAAUUGAAUUUGACCGUGAAAAUGGUACAUACAUACCAGGCGAACUUGUGUCAGGGAGAAUUGUGGCAGAUUUUAUGACACCGAAGGAGGUCAGAGGACUCCGAGUGAAGGCUGUUGGGGAGGCAAAGGUGAAAUGGACUGUAAAACGAGGGAAGUCACGGACAGUGUAUCGCGGCGAGGAGAAUUACUUCUCCUCGCUGUUCUACUUGAUAGGAAGUGAAUCUGGUCCAAACAUCGAGCUUCCUGCCGGUCAUCUGGUUUAUCCCUUCAGUAUUCAACUACCGAUGGGGCUACCCAACAGCUUUGAGCAUAAUAUUGGACACAUACGAUAUACGAUCAAAGCCACCUUUGACAGGCCAUGGAAAUUUGAUCACGAGGUCAAAGCUGCAUUCACAAUUGUUUCUACGUAUGACUUAAAUGGGAGGCCGCAAGCUGCUCUGUCGAUCCAGGGAGACAUGCAAAAGAACUUUUGCUGCUUUUGUGUAGGCAAAGGAAAUUUAUCUGCAGUAAUAUCUAUUCCCUCAAGUGGAUUUGUGCCUGGUCAAAUAAUACCUGUUACUGUAGAGUGUGAAAAUAAUUCCACCGUCGAAGUAGAGCAGAUACAGAUUUCCUUGAGACAGAAGUUGAGAUUUGAAGCGAGCUCUCCGUAUCAUCGAACCAAGAAAGCAGGAUUAAGCGUCAUAAAGGCGCAGUUUGACGAACCAUUUACUAACAAAUCCGAGGAGCCUGUUAUGCUAUCGCUGAAAGUACCGGCGCUGCCUCCAUCCGAUCUUGAGUUCUGCGGGAUAAUCGACCUUGACUAUGUCUUGAGAGUAACGGUAUCUUUCUCCGGGGUGCACUGCGACAUCGAUGAAGACUUCCCCAUCCUGAUUGGAACAGUUCCACUGUACAGCUCCUUCAACAUGUACAACCCAAACGUGAAUAUGAUACCAUUACCAAGUGCACCACCCCUACAAAACCCUACAGGCUUUGCCAGUACACCGUUCCCUGGUCCGUCGCAACCUACCGACACGCCAUCGCCUCCAUAUCAAAGUCAGGGAGAUCCACGCGAUCUACCUCCACCUUCUUAUGAAGAGUGCAUGUAUGGCGCUCAAUGUAUCAAGGACACGGAGGAGUCCGACCAUGUUCAGGCCGUUCCAUAUGCUCCGCGAUAUCCUGUGUACAACUACAGCCACUUUAACACAGCUUCUAGUGCUCCUGUGUGCGAAAAGCAGUGAUUGCAGUUCAAUGCCCUUGAACACAAAAUACCAAUCGCUGCGCUAGCAACAAAAUACUCUUGGGAACAACUCAGAACCAUUGGAUUUUGAUUAUUUCAUCAUGUUUCCAAUGGUAUUUUCUUGCUCUCAUUAGUUUUUUUUUGUAAGCGUGGCAUUAUUCGUCGUUAUCAAUUUCUUAAGUGCCUUGUAACGUACUUACAGAAGGUCUACAUGUUAUAUAUUUUUACAACUCAUGUACGUAUUUACAAAAAUCUAAUAGGGUUACUUGUUACAAUGAAUCCACAUAUACCUAAUCCACACUGCCUGUAACAAGUGCGAAACUGCUGAACACACAUUUUAUUCAA
Molecule: messenger RNA, 1819 nt
Organism: Diprion similis
Lineage: Eukaryota; Metazoa; Arthropoda; Insecta; Hymenoptera; Diprionidae
Product: arrestin domain-containing protein 17-like
Exons: 7
Coding region: 240-1475 (411 amino acids)
Biological process (GO): protein transport
Cellular component (GO): cytoplasm
Source: RefSeq, a predicted model, not a curated record